Messenger RNA from Mytilinidion resinicola, 433 nucleotides. RefSeq lists its product as uncharacterized. The transcript has a single exon. Lineage: Eukaryota; Fungi; Ascomycota; Dothideomycetes; Mytilinidiales; Mytilinidiaceae. The record is from RefSeq and is a predicted model, not a curated record. Bases 148 to 369 code for a protein of 73 amino acids.
CACGUCGUGGCUUUGUAGUGUCGAGUAGAAGUAAUGCCAACGUCAGUCAGCAGCGAGUCUCGACUAAUUUGAGUUCCACGGGGCGAGCUGAGAACAAGCAGGGCCGGUGCAAUUCACUGCUCGGUAUAUAUCCGCCGCUGGGAUCCCAUGCGUUGGCUGACUAGGGCGGUUAUGCAGGCGUGGGCCCGUUGUCUUUUUUUGCUUGUGCCGUCGCUCCGCUGCAGCACCGCUGCGCUGUCAGCCGUACCGUGCGAAGCGGGUGCGAGUCAGCGGCGUGGAGAGCGGUGGGUGGCUGCAAUGCAGCGUGAAAGUGGAUUGCCGGGCUUGGGCGAGCGGGGCUGGAGCAAGUCAUUCACUCAAUCAAAAUAAUGGUGCGAGGCAUGAAGCGUGAAGCGUGUGCUGUUGCAGCAGCAGUCGGCGGGCAGGGAGCUGG